Molecule: messenger RNA, 1806 nt
Organism: Serendipita indica DSM 11827
Lineage: Eukaryota; Fungi; Basidiomycota; Agaricomycetes; Sebacinales; Serendipitaceae
Source: the annotation of a GenBank genome assembly
AUGGCCUUGCGACGGGCGAGCUUUGUACCCAAGGUGCUCUUCAGAAGACGGAACAUAACACGUGUAGUUCUUGCAAUACUCUCUUUUCUCGUCUUGAGAGCCCUCUUCAGCUCGUCUCCAAAGGACCAUCCAGAGAUUCGGACGCAGCACAUCUUUGAGCGAACAUCGAAAACGCUCGAUGUACAGAAAUACGACUUUCUACAAGUCAGAAUGGGUGGAGCUCUGCAAAAGGAUAUCCUGGAUGAACUAAUUUCGGACGGUGUGGACGACUAUUGGAAUAGAUUUCAAUCCAAGUUCAUUACUUCAAAAGAUACAUCGCACGCUGAUACCCAAAUUGUGCGGAGCUCUAUAGAAGAUCUCCUUGCGAUGAAUGGAUGGGUUACCGCAUCCUGUGCGACACUCACGCGACCAUUCAGUCAGAAUCGCAGAGAAGAAGCCUGGGACGUCCUCGCUGCGCAGAAUCGCCUCUAUUAUAUUGCAAUCAUCAUCCAUUCUGCCGACCAUUUCCUCGUCGAUCAGCUCGCCGUGAUAAUUCAAAUGGCACGAAGGAUUGGCCCACAAUCCAUCUUUGUCUCGAUGCUCGACUACGACUCUGACGAUGCCACACCAACACUUUUGGAUCUCUGCGAAGCUGUCUUGACUCUGCUCGCUGUUCCUUUCCGCAUUCGUCACGUACCGCGGAUGACAGAGGAUCGAAAGAACUCUUACUACCCACAAGAGGAGGCUUAUACGCGAAAUCUCGCGUUGGAGCCUCUUUGGGAACUUCGAGAGCGUAGGGGAAUAAAUUUCCAUCGCGUUAUCUGGCUCAAGGGGUUUACUUGUCCAUACGACAUUUUGGAGACGAUCAAAGUGAGCGAGUUGAACUCGGCUGCAAUGGUCUGUGGGAUGGAUUGGGCUGAAUUCAACGGUGCCUUUAUAUUUUCCGACCGAUGGCGCGCGCGAGACAUGGACGGAGACGUGUUUCGCAGAGCAAGGUCAUCUGCACCCGCAGAGAGUGGACCUCCGAGACACGCCGUGUCCGCCACCCGAUAUGGAUCCCAUUUACCCUUUCAAGUCUUUUGCUGCGAGUCCGGUACCCACAUCGUGGAUCCCGCACAGUCGUAUUACAAAGGGAUAAAGUACCGUCAUGGAACGCACUUUUAUAACAGUACCCGAGAGGACCUCGUCAUCGAAUGGGACCGAACACAGCCGUGCCAGGAUAGUGCACAAGCGUGGUUCUGCCGAGACUUGUGGGUCGACGCCGCGAGGGAUGUGAAGAACGCAGAACAGACUCAAGAGAAGGAUUGGGUAUCUCAGAGGAAUGCCGUCCCGAUGACCAGCAAUAGUAAUACUGCAGCGGCGACGCCAUCGGACUUGCGAAAAGAGAACGUUCGCGAGAAGGACAAACGUGAAAUAGUGGCGGAAGCUGCAGGCCCACUAAACGAUGAAGUCAAGGCCGGAUCCAAUGCUGAUGCGAUGCCGGAGAACAUUGUAGACGAGGAACUCACGCCUGAAGAAGAUGAGGUGCCUCCCGUACUCAACAAGGUGUACAAGCCGGCUCGAAUCAUGAUGAAUCCACGAUGCGUGACGACAUAUGCAGGGGUCAGUCAUGCCAAACUUGCGAUGGAUUUGUUUGGCGAGGGAGACCAGGACGAGGACGACAUCUCCAUUCUCUCGCAGGGUGGAAAGUAUAUUCUAGAUCGCUGGGAGAGUGCACCAGUAAGCUUUGCUUGCCAGGAACAACGCCAGACUGGUGGGCGAAAGGCGACCAAGUCGCAGCGACGGCAAAGUUUCUCAAUCUACAACGAGCUGAAUCGAGCCUCGUGA